AUGGGGGCAAACAUGGUGAAAGCAGCUAAAGAUUUAUUUGGUGUUGAAAAACACAUUCCAUGUUUUGCACACACAAUCAAUCUUGUGGUUGAAAACGUAAUAAAAAACACUGAUUCGUUAUUAAAUCUCUUAUCAAAAGUGCGAGAAGUUGUAAAAUAUUUCAAACACAGUACACAUGCUAGUGAUCAGCUUAGGAAAAGGCAAAUUGACGAAGGAAAAAAAGAAGGGAAUUGCAAAAAACUAAUUUUAGACGUCAGCACGCGUUGGAACAGUGUAUAUUACAUGGUGCAACGGUUUCUAGAAUUGUCUUCAUUAAUAUCUGAUAUAUUACUACAUCGUCCAUCUGCACCUCAAAUGCCUUCCGCCAUUAACCUUCAAGAACUUCAAGCUGUCUUAGUAGUAUUGCGACCAUUUGAAAACGUUACUUUAGAGAUGUCAUCGCAACGUAAUGUGACUAUUAGCAAAGUCCUUCCACUUGUGAGUUGCUUAAAUAAUAGCAUAACUUCGUACACACCUGAUACCGAAUUGGGGUCAAAAUUAAAAGAUGUUACAGUUGUAGAAAUAAACAAAAGAUUUGGGAAUAUUGAAAAAUUCUAUUCAUUUCCUAUUGCUACAUUACUUGAUCCUAGAUUUAAGAACCUUCAUUUCAAAGAUCCUGUUGAUUGUUCCAAAGCUAUUGCAAAGUUAAAAAUUUUAGUAUGUCAACAUAAUAUAAUAUCAUCUUCUUCUGAAGAUGAUCAACCUGAGGCUGUCGAAAAAAAAUUUGAUUUAUGGGAACAUCAUAAAAAUUUAGCGCCUCAAAAAUCAAAAAAAAAAUCAUCAAAAUCAACAACUAAAAAUCAGGAAUCAGCAUCAGACCAAAUGGUUAUGCAAUACUUAGGAACACCGGUUAUAAAUCUCUCCCAAGAUCCUAUUGAAACAUUUGAAGAAAUGAAAACGGUGUACCCACAACAGUACAACGAAAGUCAGAAAAUGUUCUGUAUUUUGGCGACAUGA
Molecule: messenger RNA, 996 nt
Organism: Macrosiphum euphorbiae (potato aphid)
Lineage: Eukaryota; Metazoa; Arthropoda; Insecta; Hemiptera; Aphididae
Source: the annotation of a GenBank genome assembly